AUGCAGGCACUCGUACGCAAUAAGAUGACGGCCGAACAGGCUGUGGCCCUUGAGGAUGGAAACGCCCAUCCCUUUCGUCCUGGACUGCACACAGGCGGUUUCUGGGACACCGGGGCGGGAAAGACUACCCAAAUCCCACAGUUCAUUUUCUUCGAUGAAUACGCUAGCGGAAAGGUCAUCGCAUGUACCCAGUCACGAAUACUAGCAGCGACUGCGGUGGCGCGACGUGUUGCUACCGAGAUGGAUGUACCUCUGGGCCAAGAGGUGGGUUAUAGUGUCCGGUUCGAUAAUGCUACCAGCGAUAAAACCCGGCUUAAGUAUAUGACCGACGACCUGCUUCUGCGAGAGGCUAUUGAAGACGGUACCUUCUCCUCAUACAGCUGCGUUAUCAUCGACGAGGCCCAUGAGCGAACUAUGUCUACGGACAUCCUUAUGGCUCUGCUCAAAAAAGCAGUUGCGUCCCGAUCUGACUUGAAGGUCGUGAUUAUGUCGGCUACGCUUGACACUGGAACGUUCACAAAUUACUUUGCCCCGUCCGCUUCCACAUUUCGGGUAGAUGGGCGGGCACAUCCUGUCGAAAUCCAGCACAUAUCGGGGGCGAGCCCCGAUUAUUUUCUUUUGUCUCUAAACCUCGUCAAGCACAUUCACGACAGCCUGGGGCCUGGCGACAUUCUCCUUUUCCUUCCAUCUGUGAAGGAAAUAGAGGAUGCGUGUUCGAUGCUUCGAACGCUUCGAACGAGCAUAGCAGGCAUGGAUGUGUUGCCUCUCUACGCCUCCCUCCCUCCCUCUGACCAAGACAAGGUGUUUUGCCAGUCAUCUAUGCGGAAGUGCGUUGUCACAACAAAUAUCGCCGAAACCAGCUUGACGAUUGAUGGAAUUGUCUAUGUCAUCGAUCCAGGUGUAUCCAAGCAGUCUGGCUACAACCCGCGUGCUAGUCUGAAAACCCUCCUCACAGCGCCCAUUUCAAGAGCCUCGGCCCGACAGCGAGCAGGUCGAGCUGGCCGCACUGGACCAGGCGUUUGUUUUCGACUCUACGAUGAAGACACUUUCGACAACAUAUUGAUGCUCAAAAGCAUGGGUUACAAUGGGGUUGGCAGGUUUGACUUUCUCACUCCACCUCACCCCGAGGUCUACCUGCGUGGUCUGGAGGAGUUGGGAAUCUUCGGCUACUUGGAUGAUGGUAGCGCGAUUACCCAAAGUGGCCGAAUGGCGUCCAAGCUGCCGAUCCAUCCAGUUUGGUAUAACGCGAUUGUUGAGGCGAACAAACUUGGAUGUAGUGAUGAAAUGAUCAGCAUUGCUGCCCUCACAAGUAUCCAGAACUCCAUAUUUUGGCGCCCACAUGGGCCACGAUAUAUUGCCGACGCUGCGCGAGCGCGAUUCGCUAACCCUCUUUCGGACCAUAUGACCCAUCUCAACGCGCUGCACGCAUAUAUGGGAACAGAACUUGAAGGAAAUAUGGAUUCGGAGCAGUGGUGCUUUGAUGCUUUUCUUAGUCACCGUGCGCUGAAAGAGGUUGUUGAGAUCCGGAAGCAACUCAAGGGGCUUGUCCAAAAGCUGUUAAAUGAACCGCUUAGGGCAUCGGGUUUCGGUAACGAGAACUACGACAUCAACAUUCGCAAGGCUCUAGCACGGAGCUUCUUCCAUCACUCGGCGCUCCAUUGCGAGAAGAGAGGCGAUGAUAUCUACACGACGGUGCACGGCAACCAUCCGGCUGGUAUCCACCCCGACAGCUCUCUUGUUGGAAUCAACCAUGAGUGGGUCAUCUAUGACACGUUCAUCCACACAGGCAGGCAGUACAUCCAGAUAGUGACUGCGAUUGACCCUGAAUGGAUUGUUGACCUUGAUCACUUCCAGGACGACAAACUCUCGCGGAAGCGCAAUGGAGAACUCAGACAGCCCGAUGUCAAAGCCUCACUCGACAAGGCUCGAGCUACCAGACAACAGGCUACCCCCUAG
Ilyonectria robusta is the source of this 1956-nucleotide messenger RNA. Its product is annotated as P-loop containing nucleoside triphosphate hydrolase protein. The coding region runs from base 1 to 1956 and encodes 651 amino acids. Gene Ontology annotation, cellular component: intracellular anatomical structure. Gene Ontology annotation, molecular function: ATP binding; RNA binding. The record is from RefSeq and is a predicted model, not a curated record. NCBI's taxonomy places the organism in Eukaryota, Fungi, Ascomycota, Sordariomycetes, Hypocreales, Nectriaceae. The transcript is spliced from 7 exons.